Molecule: messenger RNA, 5066 nt
Organism: Boleophthalmus pectinirostris (great blue-spotted mudskipper)
Lineage: Eukaryota; Metazoa; Chordata; Actinopteri; Gobiiformes; Gobiidae
Product: vesicle-associated membrane protein-associated protein B-like
Exons: 6
Coding region: 206-928 (240 amino acids)
Biological process (GO): endoplasmic reticulum membrane organization
Cellular component (GO): plasma membrane; endoplasmic reticulum membrane
Molecular function (GO): FFAT motif binding
Source: RefSeq, a predicted model, not a curated record
UCCCUUCCUGCUGCAUCACAACAGCCCCAGCCGCGCAUAGCUCCGUACUAGCUCCAGUGACCAGCGCACUCAGCUAAUUCAUUCAUUAAACACAUAUCCUCACUGACGGCGCUAUACUUCACCCACGACAGCGUUCCGACACGGGGGAGGAGACCGACAGGACUUGGUUGCAGUGCGAUCGCCCCGCUCCAGCUGCUGUUGGGAUAUGGCCAGGCCGGAACAGGUUCUGCUCUUGGAGCCGCAGCACGAACUCAAAUUCAGAGGUCCUUUCUCAGACGUGGUCACCACAAACCUCAAGCUCUCCAACCCCACAGACAGGAAUGUGUGCUUUAAGGUGAAGACGACAGCACCGCGCCGAUAUUGUGUGCGACCAAACAGCGGGAUCAUCGAUGCGGGAACCUCCAUCAAUGUCUCAGUUAUGCUACAGCCCUUUGACUAUGACCCCAACGAGAAGAGCAAACACAAGUUCAUGGUGCAGUCCAUGCUAGCACCUCCGGACAUGACUGACAUGGAGGGAGUGUGGAAGGAGGCCAAACCAGAGGAGCUGAUGGACUCCAAACUGCGGUGUGUUUUUGAACUGCCGGCGGAGAACGAGAAAACGCAUGACCUGGACAACAAGAUCUCGGCCAGUUUGCUGAAGUCCGAGUCCUCCGCGCUGCCUCAGAAGCUCAUGAGCUCCACCCUGGACGACGGGGAGGUGAAGAAGAUCAUGGAGGAGUGCAAGAGGCUGCAGAUGGAGGCACAGCGACUACGAGAAGAAAACAAACAGAUCCGGGAGGAUGACGGCCUGCGAAUGAGGAAGAGCAACAUGAUGUCCCAGCAUGCAUCAGUGGGCAUGAAGCGGGAGGAGGGGCUUAGCGCUCGCACCAUCGCCCUCAUCGUCCUGUUUUUCGUGCUCGGAGUCAUCGUCGGCAAACUGGUCUUGUAGAGUGUACGCAUGCUAAAAAACUACCAACUUCGACAAAAAAAUAAACACAGGAUCUGGGUUUCACUCUCUCUUUUUGGAAUCGGAAAUGCCAUAUCGAUCCGGGUGGGGGCGGUAACGAUUUUGAUUUAUUUCUGUUUAAAAAAAAAUAACAAUAAAAGAUAAUUCAAAAGGUUAUGCGAAUACGUGAAGAAAUCUACUGAUACAGUCUUGCCUCGAAGUAACGUAAUUAUAAUUUUGGCCCGAUUUUCCAAACUUGUAUGUAUAAAAACGUCUGGAUGGUCAUGAUUUUGGAUUUUCUAACACUGGCGAGGUAGUGGUGGUGCGAUUGUGUGCGAAUGUUGAUUUCAGUGUAAUGUCAUUUGUUUUUCUAAAUGACGGCCAGAGGCUAUGUACGUGUAUUAUGCCCCUUACCCCCAGCCCACUGUACAGAAUAUCCUACGAGCUACUUCCCCCUUUAAAAUGACGGGAUCUAACCAGAGAGAUGAUCACUACUAUUGGAUAACACUCGCAUAUAGGGCUAGUUCAAACUGACUUCACCAAUCAGAGGGAAAAAUCUACUUUUAUUAAGCCCAUUCAACCUGCGAAUUUGAAGUGCAAGCUAGUUAAUAUACUGUGUCUAUAUAGAUUUACCUUGGCUUAAAUAUUUCCAGGUUUGUUGCAGUAUAUUAUAUUGUUAUAAGGUGAAACUGAUAAAGUUUAUGAUCAUUUAAAUUUCUCGAUUUAAUAAAAAUAUAAUUAGCUUUGUGUUUUUCUCAAGUUGUUGGUCUAGGCUCUAAAGUUGAAAUGAAUUAAGCCAUUCAAACAUUAAUAUACAUUGGAGAAUAAUUGUGGCUGUGAAAUUUCUAAAGUUGAAAAUAUUAUAGAGGGCUAUUGAUUAAAUUGUUCAGCCUAGGUUCUAAUUUUGUUCACUAACUACUAGCACCACAUUGUCGGCCUUAUACAUUGUAUAUUUCGCGUCUUCUGCUAUAUUACAGAUUUUGCACUGCGUUUAAACAUGUGAGGUUGUGGGGUUGAUUCCCAUUCUAGCCUUCGAUAUUUCCUCGCAGUGUGACCUAAAUGUGAGCAUUGUACUGUCUGCCACUGUCUUUAACUAAACUAUAUUAACAUUUAUUGAUUAUAAAGGAACUGUAAGGUGUCUUUUCUCUAAAUCUGGCUUAUAAGGAAUUUGGUUGCGUUGCUAGCACGUGUUUAAGGUAAUUUAAAGGUGCAUUUUGGGACUUUUCUGGUGCAAUGGUCUGCCGUUUGUUUUGUCUUUUCUUUUCCUGGAAUAUUCCACAGAAUGGCAACAACCCUCUUAUGCAACUUAUAUUUAUUCAAUUACAAGUGUAUUUAGUGCAAAAAAAAGCAUUCAUAUUGUGAGUGGGUUGCUUCUCCACAGAUUUGAGCUGUAACUUGGGGGUGUAACUUUGUCACUUGACUUCAUGGGAAUGGAUAAGUAAAUACCAUACUGUGGAAUAUUCCAGGCCAAUCUAUAAUAUCAGGUGACGGACCCCCCACCUGAAAACUUUAAGACGCACUUUGUAAAAUUUCCGGUGAAGGGUUCGCCACCCAAUCGUCUCCAUGGAAAUGUUAUUGCUUUGUCUAGAAUGUUCCGCAAGGGAGAGAAGCAGGUUACAGCACUACACAACAUUACAACUCAGAUCUGUGGAGAGGCGCCCCUUUUCACUGAAGGAAUUACUGUAUUUUUGAGAAAUAGGAACGCCUAAUGUAAUGAAUAAAUGCUAGAUGAAUUUGUAUAAUGUGAUCGAACAUUCCAGGCAAAGCAAUAACAUCUCCAUGGAAACAAGCAGAUAGCGGACCCUCCACCACAAAAGUUGCGCAGUGCACCUUUAAGCUUUUGUAGAUGGCAUCGCCUUUUUUGCGUACACUUUGUUAUGUUAACUAUGAAGGAAACACAAGUAAACAGUAAUACAGUCUAGUAACUAGUUUGCACAGAUUUCCAGGACUCAGUGGGCCUAUGUAUCAAACACUACCAUAGUAUUUCCUAAUCUCGUGUCCUUUUUCCACUCACCUGUCACUCACGGCGCCCAAGCAUUUCUGGGGCCCGUUUAACUGCAUGCGUUCACAAUGAAGAGUGUUGCAUCUGGACUUUUUCAACCUAAUUUAAUGGCUUUUAUAAUAUGGUGAUAAUAAUAAAUAAAUAAAUGUCAUUUUUGGCUGUAGGUUUGCACAACUACACUUCUGAUUUUGUUUCUCUCUGUGUUUUGUUGCGUUUUUAUGAUUUUAAGUAAUUUUUGUUUGUUUUUUUUUUUUUUUUUGUCUGUCUGUCGUUAGGGUCUGAAGCAUUUAAGGAAAUAGCAGCUACAUGAAAUUAACUAGUUUAACUUUUUGAGUCUUGCCUUGUGACCUGUUUCAGCGAGUUAUUCUCAGUCCAAAAAGGAAAAGGUGGUGUGACAAAUUUGGAUUUCAAACAAAAGUUAAUUAAGUUGAUAGAUCACGAUUUGUACAAUGAAAAGAAUGAAAUACAGAGAGACCACUACAAAUGUAUUUUUAUGCGAUCAGCAAAUUUCAAAGAUUUAGCAAUGUACACAAAUUUUUGCCUGGUAAGUCUAGAAUGAUAUCUUUGUAAUUUUUUAUACAGAGUUAGAUCAGUCUGGUCACCCUCCAUCGUGUUUUGAGGCAAAGAUAAAUAAUAAUAAAGUGACGUGAAAGAGAUGCGAAGAUGUGAAACAAAAGAGCUCACUGGCCACUUACCAUUUUGAACAAAACAAAAACUUGGUUUGCUCGUGCUUGGAUUCUACAGAAAUCCAUGUUUUUGAGUCCCCUGUGAUAUUUUUGUCCUUUCUUUUUUCCCUCGUAAGCAGCCAUAUUUGUUUUGAUGUGGACAGCUCGUGCAAGCCCGUGAUUGGCUAGUUCACCUGUCAAUCACGCUUAUCUCAAAAUGGGGAGAUUCGUUGGUGGCCAGGCUCACAUCUUCAUAAAGUAUAUUCUGGAUCCCAGGCAACAUAAAUUAUCAGGUCGCUAAGUGGUCUCUUCUUUCUUCCUGAACUAGACUAAUCUUUUUACCUCCUCCCCAUCACGUCAUCUGUUUUUGUUAAUUUCAUUCUCAUUCAACCAUAUUUUAAAUGGAGGCAAAUAUGCUUUAAGCUAUUUACUGUCUAAAGUCUUAAGCCAUAUUUUUACUUUUAUUUUUACCCAUAGAUCCUCCGUUCAUUCAAAUUCACUUUAAUCUGCUUCUCUUUAGAUCUUCCAGCACCGUUUUAAACUCUUGCAAAACCACAAAACUUAGUUACUGCUUCAAGGGACCAUAUCAGCACAUUUAUGAAUAAAAUUUACCACCAAGAACAGAUUUUUAAAUAUAGUAAAAGUAUGAUUUCCAAAUUUUAAAGUCGCAUUGUGUAAGUUUUCUGCUGGAGGGCCCAUCAAAUGCUUUUCUUCAUGGAGAUGUUAUUGUUUUAUCUGGAAUGUUUCACAGCCUAAACCAGAGACUAAACCAGACCGACUGAAGUCACAGGUCAGAUCUACGGAGAGGCGACCCCGCUCACAGUUAGAACGCCUGUUUUUCUAGCUAUUUUUGAGCUAUAAAACCACCUGUAAUUGUAUAAGCGUAGGGUAGAGUUGUUUAAUGUUAUACUAUGGAACAUCUCCACAGAAACAAGCAGGGCAGGUGACGGACCCUCCAUCAAAAAAGUUACACAAUGCAGCUUUAACGUGAAUUGAAUCUGUUGCGAUUGGUUGAGGAUGACUUGCUGUUUAGAGGGAGGGCAGAGCAGUCCUGAGUAUAUACUUAUCAAACCUGCAAGUACUUUCGGAGUACUUUAACAUAUAAAAAUACCACGAAUAUACAGUUAAUUAGGAUUUGCAUUGAAUUUUCAUACCUGAUACAGCCAACCCCAGCAGUCUGGUACUCACACCAAGGAACACAAUUGUAAGGAUUUGUAACAUAAAUUGCUAACAGUUAUGGUUUCAAGCUGGUUGUAUAAUUCUCGCUGUCUCUCUGACCAUCACCGUGACCAGUGUCAAAGCAGUGGAGAGAGAAACUGUUUUGUAUGUAUAUAAAUAAAUAAAUAAAUGAGUCUAUCUGAAAGAAAGAAGAUGAAUAUUCCUAGUCAAGUAGUCUCUCUGGUGUAUAAAAACAACCCAACGACCUGGUUGGACUAUGUAGCAUCUUAAUAAAUUAAAUGAAUAAAGCCCCUUA